UGGCGAUGGCAGGUAGUCGUCUGCUGAAAAUAGUUUUGCUGACGUUGUCAGUGUCUGUUGUCGUAUCUUGGGACAAUAAUGACUUUGAGAUAUUUGAUUUAGUGGAGGAAGUAAAUUAUACGAACUUCUAUGAACUUUUGGGUGUUGACCAGACUGCAACCACUGCCGAGAUCCGCCGUUCUUACCGCAAGCUAUCCUUGCAAUACCACCCAGACAAGAACAAAGCAGAUGAUGCUGAGGAUCAGUUUAGACGGAUGGUUGCAGUGUAUGAAGUCCUCAAGGAUGAAGAAAAAAGACAGAGGUAUGACCAAGUUUUGGUGGAGGGGCUCCCUGACUGGAGGCAGCCAGUGUUUUACUACCGUCGUGUCCGCAAGAUGGGCAUGUUAGAGCUGACUUGCCUUCUGGGCUUCAUCCUCACCAUUGGACAGUACCUGGUAGCCUGGGCAGUCUACUUUGAGAAGAGACUCUCACUGGAAGACUUUUAUGCCUCAAAGAAGAAGAAAGUGGCUGACAAGAACAAGAAGAAGAGCAAGGUCGGAGUUGAGGAACUUGAGGAGGAGAUAGAGGAAGAGCUGAAGUCCCUGCCCCGGCCCCAGCUGAUGGACUUGUGGAUGUUCCGACUGCCUGGUUUCCUGGUGUACUUGGCUUGCAGUUUACCAGAAGCAGUCGGGGCACUGGUAGAGCUUGUCAAGUCCCGGAGGAAGGUGGAAGAAGAGCUGGAGGAAGAAGAGGAGGAAGAGCAGGAAUCCACACGGAAAGCCAAACGAAAGAAGAUGGAGAUUCCUGAGUAUCAAGCCGACCUGUAUCAGAAUGUCACAUCCAGUCACACUCAAGCCAACGCUCAGUCUGCCCAGAGUGAACACAAAAGCAUUAAGAAAGAUGGAGACUGGUCGGAUGAGGAGCUGGUACUGCUGGCGAAGGCUGUCAACAAGUUCCCCGGGGGAACCGUGAAGCGAUGGGAGAAAAUAGCUGACUUUGUAGGCAGGACAGUUGAGGAGGUGACUGUUAAAUCUAAACAGGUGAAAGGUGGUGCCUUUGCAAUGAACCUGAGCUCCUCUGUUCAAGGUGGUGGCUUCUCUGGAAAAAACAAGAAACAAGAAUGGGAUAUAAGUGACUCGAUCAUAACAACAAACGAUCCUUUGACAACCUUGGAAAAUACGGAUGACGAGAAUAAACUGAGAAGAAGAAACAAACCGUCCAAAGUUGUGAAAACCGCUGAUAGAUCGCUGCAAAUACCUCCUAGUCAGCCGGUCUCCAAACCUGCAGCAGCACCGCUGUCAGAGAAAGGGGCACCUGCUAGUGUUGGUUCAGAGAGCCAGGACUCACAGAGUAAUACCACAGAGUCUGUGAAACUAAAGACUGGGGAUGCCACAUGGACUCAGAACCAGCAGGUGAUAUUUGAGUGGGCUCUGAAGCAUACACCAAAAGGGGUGGACAAGCGAUGGGAGAAAAUUGCUGAACAAAUUCCAGGAAAAUCAAAAGAAGACUGUAUACUGAGGUUCAAGUACCUUGCCGACUUGGUCAAGAAGAAAAAGACUGGGCAGAAUACUGAAGAACAAAGUUGAGGUGUCGGAGAUUGGAUCUUCUCAUGGUGCUAACUGACAUACCUAGCAAUGCAUUUAUUAUGGACGAGCAUUACCUGUGGUGAAAUAUAUACUGUGGUGGCUUCUCCGCAACCUGUGAUACAGGAGUUACGUGUAUAUAAGGGCGAUGGUGUACGAUGUCUGCAGAGGCUGGAAAUGUCGCUAAUUAUGCGACAGUGAGUGUUAAUGGGAUGGUUGUCAUGUGCUUGUGAUAAUGGUUUCAGGAUUCUGUUUAGAAACAUUAUUUUAUGUGUAUGAAUUUUUAUUUCUUUAUGCAUAUAUUAUACAGCAAAUAUACUAUAAGAUUAAAGUACUAGUAUAUAUUCUAGGCACAGUAACCAAAGAUUUUGCAUACACUACUUUCCUCAGUAGGGUGGUUGCAGCGAUUAGCUGCAAAAUUGCUGAUGCAGUGUUAAGCAAUAUUUAUUCACUCUCUCACUCAAUAGGGUGGUGUGGAAGCCCAGUGGUUGAAGCUUUUGUUUGUUAUGUCCCAACUAUGGGUAAAUUUUUUUUGUGAAGACCAUUUCUGGUAACCCCCUCAGUGAUAUUGGUGAAUAUUUCUAAAAGCAAUGUGAAACCCUUCUCACUCGUUCCACUUUUCAUAUGUUUGACCAUUUAACAAAUUGAGGCCAAUUAUGACUCAAAUAGGUCAAAUGAACUCCACCUUUGCCUUAAAUAGAAACAAUAUGUUUCUAACACUCACUGGGUUCCCCCCCUUGAACUAGUCCGUAUCUUGACUUGUUGGUUAUAACUUACGAAAUUGACUAAGUGUAUUCCAUGGUGAGUAAGGAUCGUUGUGUUUAUGAACCCACGAUCAGGGUUCUACCUUAACCUUCAUAGCUAGGGAACCAGAGCACCCCCAAUUGCAAAUUUCAAGGGUCAUUAACAGACAGGUUCCUGCAAACUAAAGGGAUGAUGUGUACUGUAACAAUAAAUGCCUUUUUUUUAAUAGGACCUUCAUAUUUCUUGUCUACUUUUUGGAAUAAUGAAUAUUGAUGUGCAACCUUAUGUUUCUCUGCAUCUAUUGCAUACUGAUGCACAUUUCUGAGUUGGAUAAUACCUAGUGGUCAGACGAUAGAUGCAGGACCCAAACUUACAUGAAAGCAUUUAUUGCACUUGGAGCCAUGACACACUUUCUCAACACCCUGCACAUUCAAGCUGCCCACUUGAGAUAUUUAAAAAGUUCUUGUCUACUUACGGACUUCAUAUGUUGUUUAUGUUUACUUGUGAAACAUUGUGUCACAUGAUGUGAAAUGCCACAGAAUGAAAAAUGAAUAUAUA
Molecule: messenger RNA, 2864 nt
Organism: Haliotis rubra (blacklip abalone)
Lineage: Eukaryota; Metazoa; Mollusca; Gastropoda; Lepetellida; Haliotidae
Product: dnaJ homolog subfamily C member 1-like
Exons: 10
Coding region: 6-1565 (519 amino acids)
Cellular component (GO): endomembrane system
Source: RefSeq, a predicted model, not a curated record